AUGCAAACGGAGCCUCAGAACGCAGUUAGUCCUCCAAACACAUUCACUUCUGCUGAUUCCCAGAGAACACGAAGAUUCAGCUCCAGCUCUAUGACCCUGCACAAUUCUGCCUUGACACCAGUCAAAGUUGCAGAUCGCUUGAACCAAUUGAAGCAGGAGGAGAGUGACAUUGCAGUGAGAGAUAUGCAGAAAGAAAGAGAAAUUCGGUCUGCUAUACAAAUAUCUGCCACAUGGAAUGAAAAAUGCAACAUAGAGGAGCCAAUGAUUGCAGAAAUUACCCCUAGACGACCCAGGUCUUUCUCAGAGUCCCUCCACAUAUUUACCUCCCCUUGUAUGAUAGUUGGUGCACCUUCACCCACAAGAACUGGCAAGCAAUGUUUUUCUCCGUCAAUGCAGCAGCCAAUCAAGAACCACAUAUUUACCCCCAGUCCCAGUCCUAGUCCAACACGGAGAUCCUUCUCAAGGUUUGUGCUUUUAAAUAAACCACUUCCACCAGCCCCUAACUGGGAGCAGGGCUAUAGGAAUCUUUACAUACAUGGUCAGUUCCAUUACUUGGAGCCGGAUGGAGACAACCGGUUUGAGAGUCACAUGAGCCCACCCAAGCGGUUCCACACCGGACCCAGCACCCCGGAUAGGCUUCUGCCCCACCCUCUGGCACACAGCAUGUCCUCCAGUAGCUGUGACAGUAACAGCAGCCCUGAGCAGUCUGUGUCCAGUGCCUCCAGCAUACACCUGCCCCUGGGGUCGGGCAUGCAGCAUAACAUGUUCUUCAUGCCGCUGCAUGACACACAGGAUAUGCAAACCACAGAUUCAGAGACGUCCGAUGUAACUGAGUCAACCGACAUGUCCGAAGUGGGCGACACGUCACAUGGCAUGCUACUCACCACCUCUCAGAGCCCCAGACAUAUCAUGGGCUUCACACCAGUGAAGUCUACACACUUGUGACUGCUGAUGUGCUAGACACUUAUUACGUACAGUGGGUUAGACACAAUGGACAGCCAAUUGAAAGAAAAAAUGUGCUAGGCAAUCAUAAGACGUUAUGUGAGGGCGUUUAAACAAGCAUAAAUUGCUAGCCUCUUGCGAGAACCAAUUUGCUGGACACUUCUGAAUCCAUUGUGCUAGCCCCUCAUUGGCCCCGAUGUGCUAUCCCUUUAUGGUAGACAGCCUGCUAGCCCAUAUUGACGGACAGUGUGUGUGCUAGCUCCAUUCUAGAGAAAGCUAACUAGCCCCAUUUUACAGACAGCUUAUUAGCCCCAUUUCACAGCCAAUAUGCUAGACAAUAAUCGCCAUGUGCUAGCCGCUCAUUGCUUGGUACAUAGGAAACCCAGUGGGCUAACAAUUAAUAUUAUAUAUACUUAACACCCACCCCACCUCUUAUUUAAGUAGGGCAAAUGUCAGUCACAGGUACUUUAGAACUUAAUAUGCAUUUAGUACAGUUCUUAAUUGAGCUAAAUGUGUCUUGUUAAUGUGUGUAUAGCUUAAGUGAUUGCUGAUUGAUUGCUGGUGUGUGGUCUAAAUACUAUUAAAGACAUUGAAAAGUCUUGAUUAACAGAUACCACACAAGCGAAGGUGUGUUGGCCAGUAAUUAUGCCUAAUGUGCAAGCGAUAAGGACUCGAAAUAAUAAAUAGUUUUACAGCCAUUGUCAAUGCUAACUAAGCUAGCAUCUCAACAACUCAAGUGUAUUGGCCUUAUAUGUAACCCUAUCAUAAGGUCACGUUAGCUCUGUCUUUGUUCAAGUCAUAUCUGGUCUCAUGGUCUGGUAAUCUAUGUACUGGCAACUCAAGACAUUAUAUGGGGCACUAGACGUUUUCAGGAGUCAGGCCGGCAAAUUAUCUAGGACCACAUGUGUCGCUUUCUGAGAAAACGGUGCAUAAUGCAUGUGCGUAAAGUGUUGUCCCAGAUUAGCCUGUGCGGACUGACGGACUGACGACACUUUCUGCCUAAACUAGAUUUUUGCUAAGAAGAGACUUUCUUUAAACAAAAAAUAUCAUAAAAGCAGGAAGUGUCGUCCAUGAUUAUCCUGUGCGGACUGCACAGGCUAAUCUGGGAUGACACUUUACGCACAUGCAUUAUGCCCAGUUUUCUCAGAAUGCGACUCAUAUUCACCCACAAAUAAGGAUUACAGGUCACCGUGAUGUAGUGGAUAUGGUGUCUGCCUAACGACCGGGAGGUCACGGAUUCGAGCUCCACUGUGGAGCGUUCUUAUCAUCUUCCCAGAGACACCUAGAACUGUAUCUAGUCCCAGGAAAUGGACUCGAGAGCGUUUCAAAUAAGCCUUAGGCUUUCUAUCCAAUGGGGCUAAAAUAAAUAGGUUUACACUAAAUAAAGUUUAUACUUAGACACACGAAAUGUCACUUCAGAAUUUGAAUAUAUACAGGCUGAAAAUGUUGCUAUAUUAUUAACAAACUGUUCUUAAUAAAUCAUGAUGUCAUUAUAGGUGUGUCAUGCUAGACUUAAAUUUCAAGUAGUAAUAGAACAUUACUGUUUUAAGUAUGUUCUUUAUUUAAAGACUUAACCCUUUACCACUCAAAUACAUAUUUUGACACAUUUGUAGUCCUUUAGAAAAUUAAAUUUAAUUAAAUACAUUUUUUACUUAAUUCAAUUUUUUAAGGCUUCAUUUCUAACCCUUAGAUACUGAUGAGCAGCAAACAGCAUUAAACCUGAACAGACUGCAAAUUACUCGCAGGCUGUUCUGGUUUUAUGCUGAUUGCACAUAGCCAUUUUCACUUUGCUUCUGAGUGGGAAAGGAUUAAUUGAAUCCAGAAUUUUGUAUUGUAGAGCCAUUUGCUGUAAAUGAUGUAAUUGCUUACCUAAAUGACACACAAAUGGCAGGAUUUUGGGGGUAUUGAUCUGUUUCAUAUGCAUAUGAAUGCUUAAUGUCUGUCAAUUGAUAAAUGUGGUGUUGAAUUUGCUAUUAUGAAUGUUGCUGAUAUGUUCAUUUGUUAAUUUAUAAUAUCAUUCAUCUAAGUAAUUAUCAAUAAAUUAGGUUUUGUUGCGUACUCUGCAUCUUCAUUAAUUUGAAAUUUGAUGAAUUGCAUCAAUUGAUAAAAUGCAUCCUUCCAUUUUGAAAUGUUAUUUUAAAGUUGCUUUGCAAACCACAUAUAAAUGGAUGACUUGUUAUCCAGGAUAUAAGUUGGAAAUGAAGAUUCUGAAUCAUAAUGUAAAUCCACAGUCUUUUAGGUUAUAUACCCAGUUACGUAAUUGCUUAUUACAACAUACUAAAUUAAAAUAACAAAUCAUGUUAUUUUGAUUUUCUGCAAAUGCAAUUUCUGCCUUGUAUUAUUUUAUCUGAAUGAAGUGACAAAAUAUGCUUAAAUGAAUACACAUAAGAAAUUGUAUUUACAAUCUACAACAUUAAGGAAUUACUCAGAUUGAAAGUUCAUAGAACGGAUACAAAGUGAAAGACUUUCUGUUGUUGUUUUUUCGGAAUGGAAAGGCUUGUUAUCAUGUUACUCAUGUGAUUUUGGCCAGUAAUUGACAUCACAAGUUUUGCAUACUCCUCCUUUUGCUGCAGUAUGAUUUAAAUCAAAUUCUUAAUCAUUCUUAUAAUUGUUUGCUUCUCUGCCCAAAUAAAUUUGUUUUCAGUUGGAUAAUUUAAGUUUCUAUGUAUUAUGCUGCUAUUUUUAUUGUUUUUGUAGUCAUGAAUUAGAACUUAUUGAUGAUAUAUUAAUUAUUAAUGGAAUUAAUUAUUUUGUAAAUUAGUCAUAAUUAAUCGUAUGGUGUGCUCAUCAUAAAAAUAAUAUUUUACAUUUUAAUAAAAUGAGUACUAAAGGACGUGCUAUUCUCACUUAUUUUGAAUGGCAAUUAUUAAUUCAAAACCCAUUUUUUUCAGUGAAAAGUUGUGGUCUCUAUACUUACACUAAUCAUUAGAAACUAAAAUCUGCAUCCUGUCAUGAAUUUUAAGCACUUUUGCUAUGUUAAUGAAACACAAUAGGGUACUUCUUUUUUUCUAUGCCAAAGCUCCUUUUGUAUCUGUUUCGAUUUUGAUUGAGAAAUGGUUAAGACGAGCACUUGAAAUUAAUAUUGGAAUGUUUUUAUAAGUCAUGUUUGCAGUAAGAUAAAGAGCCUAUGUCUAGUAGUGCUAUUUUAUUCUGAAUGUAAUUGCUUUAAUGUUAAACUGUUUUCUGGAGAAAUUUUUACCAAGUAUGUUCAAGGUAGUAUUUUGAUGCCACUAUUGUACAUCUAGAUUUACAUGUUUCAUAUGAAUUGAAAUUAUUAAGUUCACAAAUUGAGUGGUGUUCUGAGAAAACUGGGCAUAAUGCAUGUGCGUAAAGUGUCAUUCCAGUUCGCACGGGCUU
This is a messenger RNA of Dreissena polymorpha, 4299 nucleotides long. Its product is annotated as P2R1A-PPP2R2A-interacting phosphatase regulator 1-like. Gene Ontology annotation, molecular function: protein serine/threonine phosphatase inhibitor activity. Lineage: Eukaryota; Metazoa; Mollusca; Bivalvia; Myida; Dreissenidae. The transcript has 10 exons. The record is from RefSeq and is a predicted model, not a curated record. Bases 1 to 945 code for a protein of 314 amino acids.